Messenger RNA from Nilaparvata lugens (brown planthopper), 3471 nucleotides. RefSeq names its product tubulin delta chain. Gene Ontology annotation, cellular component: microtubule; cytoplasm. Bases 344 to 1639 code for a protein of 431 amino acids. Gene Ontology annotation, biological process: mitotic cell cycle; microtubule cytoskeleton organization. The record is from RefSeq and is a predicted model, not a curated record. Gene Ontology annotation, molecular function: GTP binding; structural constituent of cytoskeleton. The transcript has a single exon. Lineage: Eukaryota; Metazoa; Arthropoda; Insecta; Hemiptera; Delphacidae.
CAAUUCCAAUGUAAAUAAAAACAUAACCUUUAUCUAAAGUAUAAUUCUCACUUAUGAACGUGAUCAAAUUUUUAAUUAUCAUGUGAUUAUUUCUGUAAUCUGCAACAAGUAAACAAAUAAUUGAUUUUUCCAUGUAACCGAUCAAACAGUAUUUUCCUCUCAAUUUCAUUAACUUAUAAAUAAGUGAGCAUAAAGAAGAUCAUGCUAAUUAAGGAUAAUUAUGGCAUUGCGGAAUGCCUUAACAAAUGUAUCUUUUUUGUCUGAAAUUAUGUGUGAAAAUUACGAAAAGUUAGAAAGUGAUGUAACCCUUGGCUAAGGUGAUGCAUUUUAACCAGAACUUGAGAUGUCUUACGUUUCUUUGCAAUUUGGUCAGUGUGGAAACCAACUAGGUUAUGAACUCUAUUCAACAAUAGGUGAAGAUUUAGGUACUGGUUUGAAUAGAAAACAUACCUUGAAUGAUGGUUAUAUUGAAACCAGUCGAGACUACUGGUUUCGCGAGAGUAAAGAUGGCAAGUUUACAGCUCGAGCAAUCAUGAUUGACACUGAAAAAAAGGUAAUCGAUGGUAUUUUGACUAAUUUGAAGAGGAAUUCGCAGUGGAAAUACAAUGAUUAUAAUGCUGUCACCAACCGCGUAUCUGGAGGCUCAGGAAAUAAUUGGGCAUUAGGAUUCUCAGUUAGGGGCAAGGAAAUCAGUGAAGUUGUCAUAAACUGUACUAGAAAAGAGUUGGAAGCAUGCGACCGAGUGGACAGUAUAUUGUGUUUAAGCAGUGCUGCUGGUGGCACUGGCUCAGGUGUUGGUUGCUUCAUCACCACUCAACUUGCUGAUGAAUUUCCUGGUACUUUCAUUGUAAAUACUCUUGUACUGCCGUUUGAGACUGGCGAAGUCAUAACACAAAAUUACAACACACUUUUAGCAUUAGCAAAACUUUAUGACGCCUCUCACGGUAUAUACCUUGUUGAGAAUGAUGUACUACAUAGGGUUCUAACUUCAGAGUUGAAAAUAUCCAAUACUGAUUACAAUGCCAUGAACAAGGUUCUAGCUGAGCAAUUGGGAUCUAUUUAUCAGCCAAUACAAAAUGAAGUAAGUCCAACACUGCGUAUUUUGGACUUAUUUUCUCACUCUUCCUAUAAAUUAGCGUCUAUCUGGUCUUCACCUCACGUGUCAACACCAAUCACAGCCUUUGAACCGGUUCCAAAGUGGGACGCAUUGGAAAGGAACGUCGAAAGAAAUUUGAAAAUUCCUUUUGACUUCAACGCGAAUAAUGCCAAAGAGUACAUUAGUCAGUAUUACAGAUCUGUAGCUAAUCUAAUAGUCUGUAGAGGCCCGUAUCAUGACGAUAAGAUUAGAGAUUCUUUUUUGAAAUCUAAAGACAUUUACCCAAAUUGGAUGGUGCCAGCACGUCAAUGUCAAACAGUGAGAAAUGAAAGACCGUUUUUGCAAAAGGACAAAUUUAUUACACUUGUUUCCAACAGUUCGCGGGUGAAAUCUGUGCUUGACCGUGUAUUGGAUCAGUCGUGGCAGAUGUUCGUUCACAAAGCAUAUCUACAUCAGUAUGCCAAGUAUGGACUUGAGAAUGAAGAAAUGCUUCAAGCAAUACUAAAAUGUGAAACUAUUCUUAAAGACUAUAAACGUUUAUGACAUAUCACUAAAGCUUUUAACAUUCAUGGGAAAACAUUAAAUUCAUUUUUCAUAAUCAAAUAUUUAAAUAAUGACUAUGUAUUAAAUCUGGUGAUUUUUUUAAAGCACGUGUUAUUGAUUUUCCCUUGGAAUGCCUACAUUCAUCCCACAAUACUGAGUAACUACUGCAACCGUUCGAGCCACUAUUGGAUUUUAUUGAUGUAUACAAAUGAUGGUAUUGUAUGUUGUGGUGCAACUGUUGUUUCCCCAGGCAAUCUAAAUGAUCAAAUAAGAAUUAAAUAUAGUAUAUCUAUGGAACUGACAAAUCUAAUAAUGAGUAGUAUAAUAAUUCGACUCAUUGCUGCAAUAGCACAAGAUAUCAAUAUUCCCCCGACUGCUCACAAACUAAUCAAGAUUACGAAACGCAGACGCGUCACUCAUAACAAAUUAUAAACCGAUAUUAGUAACAAAAUAUACUUUUCUUUAUUCUGUUAUUCCAAUUAAUAUUUUAGGUCCAAUUCACACUGAUGUAGCGUGACGCUAAUGAGGCAGGCACGGCGGUGACGUGGUACCCACUUUUAUAACUUUCAUACAAACAUAUUAUUCAAUGGCAAAACGCCACUCCAGUUUGCAUUGAAUCAAAUGUUUGAAUGAGAGUGGCAAAAAGGCAGUGCCGCGCCACUUCACUACAGUGUGCAUUGGGCCUAAGAGCUUUGCAAGUCCUUUUAUAUAAUCACUCUGUUCUUGCACUCCAAUCAAAAAUGCAAAGAGAAAAUCAUGAAGAUAAUAAAAACUCAGAAAGUUGUAUGCUCAAGUGCAUAUAAUUUAUUCUGCACGUAAUCCUGUGAAUGUCAAAAAUUAUAUUUCAAAAAAUCAAUUUGCUUGAACCAGCUAGUGAACUUGUAAAAAGCUAACGGCUACAGUAAUUUUUUUCUUUGUAUCAUAAAAUAUAAAUAAUGAAAUAAUAAUUCAAGUACAAGAGUCACUAUAAAUAACAGGUAAAGCUACUAACUAAUGUUUUGAAAUGUUAAUCAACGAUUGCUGCAAAGAAUGCAAUCAAUAUAUUGACAUCACUUUCAAUGGCCAUUUAAAAACAACUGUUCAUUGAUAACAACAGACAUUUCUCCACUUCACAGUCGAUCGAUUUGAUAACAUAAAUAGAAUUUCUCAGGUACAAAAAGUAGAAAAGAUCAUGAGAGAUCUAGAAAAAAUUAGAAGAAGCUUUUCAGAUCCAGAGAGGAUUUUUAAAACAUUCUAACAAUAGUUUAGAAAAUUUUGGAUACAGCACAUUCCAAAGAUAUUAGAAAUUUAACACUAAAUCGAUAACAGAUCACAAGGUUUUUGAUUUGAUAGAACAAAGAUUUUUUACAAUAUAAAAUCCGCUCAUUCAGUCUGGUAAUGGAUGUGAAUUUCUAACAUAAUAUCAAAGAUAAUAUUGGGAAUAGUAUAUUCAAAACAAUAACGUAUAACAUUAAAUUGUGAUAAUACAAUUGAAAUAUCAGGGUAUUUUCUCAAGCACAAUGGUUUGAUAAAUUUUAACAUGAAUCACAACCAACUUCAAGACAAUGCUCUCAUACAGAAGUAAUACGGAUAGAUUUUACUGUCGAUAUUUCUAGAAAUUAGAGUAAUAAAGCACUGAAUUAAAGAAGUGUCUUUUUAAGGAACCUUUAAUUACAAAACCGUUCGAGCGUUACACAAUUCAUCAGUCUUGAAUUCUCUAUCAAAUCAUUCAAAUUCACUUCAAUACAAAAAUAAUGCCCAAAUGAUUUUAUCUUGGCUCUGAUAUUAAAACAAUCACAUAUCGAAUAAUUCAAGCUUUGAUACUUAUUCAAAAUUACAUAAUUUUAUUGUAA